This is a messenger RNA of Phragmites australis (common reed), 1099 nucleotides long. RefSeq names its product aquaporin TIP2-1. Gene Ontology annotation, biological process: transmembrane transport; water transport. Bases 106 to 855 code for a protein of 249 amino acids. Gene Ontology annotation, molecular function: water channel activity. NCBI's taxonomy places the organism in Eukaryota, Viridiplantae, Streptophyta, Magnoliopsida, Poales, Poaceae. The record is from RefSeq and is a predicted model, not a curated record. Gene Ontology annotation, cellular component: plant-type vacuole membrane. The transcript is spliced from 2 exons.
CCAUUGAACUUCCUGCACCAGUGAACUGCAAUCCAUAAGCUAGCUCUCUUGAGUGCAGAGACCUAAAUUUUUAAGGGUGGCACCAGGAGAAUAAGUGAAAGCAAGAUGGUGAAGCUCGCAUUCGGAAGCGUCGGAGACUCCUUCAGCGCCACCUCCAUCAAGGCUUACGUGGCCGAGUUCAUCGCCACCCUCCUCUUCGUCUUCGCCGGAGUCGGUUCCGCCAUCGCCUACGGGCAACUGACCAAUGGCGGCGCGCUCGACCCGGCCGGUCUCGUGGCGAUCGCGAUCGCGCACGCGUUGGCCCUCUUCGUCGGCGUCUCCAUCGCCGCCAACAUCUCCGGCGGCCACCUCAACCCCGCCGUGACCUUUGGCCUCGCCGUCGGCGGCCACAUCACCAUCCUCACCGGGCUCUUCUACUGGGUCGCUCAGCUGCUCGGCGCGUCCGUCGCCUGCUUCCUCCUCAAGUUCGUCACCCACGGCAAGGCCAUCCCGACCCACGGCGUCACCGGCAUCAACGAGCUGGAGGGCGUGGUGUUCGAGAUCAUCAUCACCUUCGCGCUAGUGUACACCGUGUACGCCACCGCCGCGGACCCCAAGAAGGGCACCCUCGGCACCAUCGCUCCCAUCGCCAUCGGCUUCAUCGUCGGUGCCAACAUCCUCGCCGCGGGACCCUUCAGCGGCGGCUCCAUGAACCCCGCCCGCUCCUUCGGCCCCGCUGUCGCUGCUGGCAACUUCGCCGGCAACUGGGUCUACUGGGUCGGCCCUCUCAUCGGCGGAGGCCUCGCCGGGCUCAUCUACGGCGACGUGUUCAUCGGCGGCUCCUACCAGCAGAUCGCCGACCAGGAGUACUCAUAAGGAGGAUGAACUGAACCGAGUGCAGCGUGUCCAUCUGCGUCGUUUGCUUUGCUCUUCGCCACGCGACAUGGUCACGAAUGUGUUUGUACGAAUCAUGUGCCGUCCAUGGUCUUGUGUUCCCUUUCCUUCCAUUUUUGGUUAAAAAAUAUCGAUGUAAAGAUCUCGUCCGAUCUGCGGUUCUCGUUUGCAAGGAAAAAAAACGUGAUUUGCCUUCGGUUUCGUUUAUACAUUGAUUUCUUGUUCC